This is a messenger RNA of Aspergillus wentii DTO 134E9, 1509 nucleotides long. RefSeq names its product aldehyde dehydrogenase family protein. Lineage: Eukaryota; Fungi; Ascomycota; Eurotiomycetes; Eurotiales; Aspergillaceae. The transcript has 3 exons. Gene Ontology annotation, molecular function: oxidoreductase activity, acting on the aldehyde or oxo group of donors, NAD or NADP as acceptor. The record is from RefSeq and is a predicted model, not a curated record. The coding region runs from base 1 to 1509 and encodes 502 amino acids.
AUGUCUGGACUUUCUGUUCAAUUGACUGCCCCCAAUGGGCGCAAAUACGACCAGCCCGUUGGUCUCUUCAUCAACAAUGAGUUUGUUGCCUCCAAGUCUGGCGACAAGUUUGCUACCAUUAACCCAGCGGACGAGCAGGAGAUUGCUUCCGUUUAUGCUGCAGGAGAGGAGGACGUCAACCUGGCCGUCGAGGCGGCCCGCAAGGCCCUCAAAGCUCCUUCGUGGAAGCAGUUGCCAUCGACUGAUCGGGCCAAGCUGAUGUUCAAGCUGGCUGACUUGGCUGAGCAGCACAGGGAGACUCUGGCCACAAUCGAGACCUGGGAUAAUGGCAAGACGUACUCCGACUCUUUCAACAGUGAUCUAGGAGAAGUCAUCAACUGUCUCCGGUAUUAUGCCGGCUGGGCAGACAAGGUGUUUGGCCAAACCAUCGGCACCACCCCGGAAAAGCUCGCCUACACCCUUCGCCAGCCGAUCGGUGUUGUUGGCCAGAUCAUCCCGUGGAACUUUCCUCUGGCCAUGGCUGCAUGGAAGCUGGGCCCUGCUCUUGCCUGCGGAAACACCGUGGUCUUGAAGCCUGCAGAGCAAACCCCUCUCAGUAUUCUGUACUUUGCCAACCUGAUCAAGGAAGCUGGCUUCCCUCCGGGUGUCAUCAACAUUGUGAACGGCCACGGAAGAAUUGCAGGAUCUGCCCUGGUGCAGCACCCUGAUGUGGACAAGGUCGCCUUUACUGGUUCGACCGCGACCGGACGGGAGGUCAUGAAGAUGGCCGCAGGUACCUUGAAGAACAUCACCUUGGAAACAGGCGGCAAGUCGCCCUUGGUGGUAUUUGGCGAUGCAGACCUUGAACAGGCCGCCAAAUGGGCCCACAUUGGCAUCAUGUACAACCAGGGCCAGGUCUGCACGGCCACCUCUCGUCUGUUGGUUCACGAGUCCGUCUACGACAAGUUCAUUGCUCUCUUCAAGGAGGUGGUGGCCUCCACCAACAAGGUCGGCGACCCGUUUGCCGACGAAACCUUCCAGGGCCCUCAGGUCACCAAGGCGCAGUACGAGCGCGUUUUGUCCUACAUUGAGAGUGGCAAGUCAGAGGGUGCUACCCUGGCUGCUGGCGGAGAAGCCUUCAAGAACAUUGGCGACGGCAAGGGCUUCUACAUUGCGCCCACCAUCUUCACCGAUGUCAAGGACCACAUGCGCAUCUACCGAGAGGAAGUCUUUGGUCCUUUCGUUGUGAUCUCGAGCUUCUCUACAGAGGAAGAGGCGGUGGCCCGGGCCAACGACACAACGUACGGUCUGGGAGCUGCUGUGUUCACCAAGGACAUUGAGCGGGCACACCGCGUGGCCUCCGAUAUUGAAGCCGGUAUGGUGUGGAUCAACAGCAGCAACGACAGUGACUUCCGAGUUCCGUUUGGAGGUGUGAAGCAGAGUGGUAUUGGGCGAGAGCUGGGAGAGGCCGGACUGGAGGCAUACUCGCAGGUCAAGGCCGUUCAUGUCAACCUGGGAUCCAGGUUGUAA